AUGACACCUUCAAGCUUGGCAUUGUAUAUCACAUGUCUGAUCUUGACGGAUAUGGCUGCUAUGGGAACUUUAAAUCAAUCCUUGUUAUAUUUUCUAUCGGAUGAUGUUGGGGGAAAUGUGACUCUGCCGUGCGUCUGUGAUGAUGCAGGGUUGGUUUUUUACUGGUAUAAGCAAACCCUGGGACAGAAACCAAAGCUGAUUGCUGCAUCCUAUACGUAUAACCGUAAUUGCACCUUCCACGGUGAAUUUAAGAACAAUCCACGUUUCUCACUGGAUACUGAAAGCGGUAAAAGUCACAUGAAGAUUUCAGAUCUGCAAAUUUCAGACUCAGCCACUUACUACUGCAUAGGGAGCAAUUUGAUUGACUUUAAAUUUUGCGACGCCGCUACUGUCAGUGUAAAGGGUUCAGGUUUGAACGUCCCAGCUGUGGUCCAUCAGUCAGCAUCUGAGACCAUCCAGCCAGGAGGCUCUGUGACUCUGAACUGUACAGUUCACACUGGGACCUGUGAUGGACAACACAGUGUUUACUGGUUCAAAGACUCUGAAGCAUCUCGUCCAGGACUCAUUUACACUGAUGGAGGCAAGAAUGAUCAGUGUAAGAGGAAACCCAACACACAAACACACACCUGUGUCUACAACCUGCCGAUGAAGAGCCUGAACCCGUCUCAUGCUGGGACCUACUACUGUGCUGUUGCCUCGUGUGGACACAUACUGUUUGGAGACGGGACCAAGCUGGACUUUGAGGGUGACGGGGACUCUCUGGUUUUGGUGUAUUUCUUGAGUGCAGCUUGGGCAUUGACCACCAUGCUGGUUGUUUUACUGGCUUUCUCACUGUAUAAGAGCAACCAAAGAAACCGCCAAAGUGCAGGUAACUGUUACUCUUUGAAUACGACACUAUGUGUAGAUGCAGAGAACCUCCAUUACGCUGCUUUAAGGGAUCACAACUGCAACAGAUCAAGAAGACAGACGGCCAACACCCAGCAUGAAUGUGUGUACUCCAGCGUAAGGCCGUAGGGCCGGAGAUGGUUCUGUGUACCAAGACAUCUGCUAUUGUUUCUGAAACACGAACACUUUAUUAAAUAAAUAUAAGGGCUUGCCUUGGAAGAAAAGAUGUUCCACUGAAAAAAACACUGCAAGACUGAUUAUUACAAUUGUUAAAGAACUACACUCACAGGUCUGCUGGUGUCGUUAUCUACUCUGAAAGUUUCCACAAUUCUAACCAGCACUUCAUCUCUUACAUCACAUACUCAGUGAGGACAAAGCCACCACAGAACAUUCUUUGCAGGUUGUUUAUU
Messenger RNA from Anarrhichthys ocellatus (wolf-eel), 1295 nucleotides. RefSeq lists its product as uncharacterized. Lineage: Eukaryota; Metazoa; Chordata; Actinopteri; Perciformes; Anarhichadidae. Gene Ontology annotation, biological process: response to bacterium. The transcript is spliced from 4 exons. The coding region runs from base 1 to 1014 and encodes 337 amino acids. The record is from RefSeq and is a predicted model, not a curated record.